Messenger RNA from Erinaceus europaeus (western European hedgehog), 2542 nucleotides. It is a transcript of the gene CCM2L, whose product is annotated as CCM2 like scaffold protein. NCBI's taxonomy places the organism in Eukaryota, Metazoa, Chordata, Mammalia, Eulipotyphla, Erinaceidae. Gene Ontology annotation, biological process: heart morphogenesis. The transcript is spliced from 10 exons. Bases 177 to 1886 code for a protein of 569 amino acids. The record is from RefSeq and is a predicted model, not a curated record.
CACCCUGCACCACUCCACCACCACAGAUCCGCCUCUGCUCACUAUCAGACGGGAGGGGCAGGAACUCCAGGACUGGUGGAGUUUCCGACCAGGCAGGAAAACGAACAAAGGAACUGUGGGGGGAGAGGUUGGAGGGUGGCUGGGACUGUGGCAGGAGUGGACCAGGAUUCUUCGCCAUGGAGUAUGAAGUCAAAAAAGGGAAAAAGGGCUUCGUAUCUCCCAUCCGAAGGCUGGUGUUCCCCAAGGCAGCACGCAGGGCAGCCUGUCGAAGCAGCGUGAGCCGCCGGCCACUGCACUCAAUGCCACUCUAUCCCCCUGAUUACCUCAUCGACCCCCAGAUUCUGCUAUGUGACUACCUGGAAAAAGAAGUCAAGUUUCUGGGCCACCUUACCUGGGUGACAUCCUCACUGAACCCCUCUAGCCGGGACGAGCUCUUGCAGCUUCUGGACACUGCCAGGCAGUUGAAGGAGCUGCCGCUGAAGACCACUGCAGAGCAGGACAGCAUCCUAAGCCUGUCAGCUCGCUGUCUGCUACUUACCUGGCGCGACAACGAGGAGCUCAUCCUGCGUAUCCCCACGCACGAGAUAGCUGCCGCCUCUUACCUGCAGGACGACGCGCUGCACCUGCUGGUGCUUAAGACUGGUCUGGGAGUGGACCCGGUACCAGCCGGCGUAGACGCCAGUCCCGGAGGCGCGCGGCGCGAACCAGGCCCACCGGGCGCGGCGCCCGAGAAGCGGCGCGGGGGCACAACGGAGCGGCGCCACACCAUCUGCAGCCUGGACUGGCGGAUGGGCUGGGGCGGGGGCGCGGGCGCCGAGGCCCGGGCGGGGGGCGGCGGCGGCAGCCUGGAGCGCCAGCGGGCGGGGGCGCGCGCGUCGGGCAGCUGGGAGCGGCGGCAGACCUUCAGCGGCAGCUGGGAGCGGCGGCACGGCGGCGGUGGCAGCGGCGGCGCAGGCAAACCCGGCGGCAGCUGGGAGCGCAGGCAGGCGGGCAGCGGCGCUGGCAGCUGGGAGCGGCGGCACCCGGGUUCCAACCCGCUGGACCCGCAGGACCCCAGUCCUGACGCCUACUGCAACCUUGUCAUCCUGGCUGUGGCCAAUAGGGAUGCUGCUGAGGAGUCCUGUGCCCUUAUCUGUCAGGUCUUCCAGAUCAUCUAUGGGGACCAGAGCAUCGAGUGCGUGGACCGGGCUGGCUACCACUACAUGUCAACACCCGAACGGCCUUGGCUCUGCAGCCGAAGUGAGAGCUGCCGCACAGAUGGGACUUAUGCCUAUGAUGCUGACUUCAGCUGCUGCAGCUCCUUCAAUGGCUCCCAGGAUACAUUUGAAGCCUGUUACAGUGGCACAUCAACUCCGUCCUUCCAUGGUUCCCACUGCAGCGGCAGUGACCACAGUGGCCUGGGACUUGAGCAGCUGCAGGAUUACAUGGUCACGCUGAGGAGUAAGCUGGCCCCUCCUGAAAUCCAGCAGUUUGCAUUGCUGUUGCGGGAAUACAGGCUGGGGCUGCCCAUCCAGGACUACUGCACAGGCUUGCUGAAGCUCUAUGGGGAUCGUCGCAAGUUCCUCCUCCUGGGGAUGCGACCCUUCAUCCCCGACCAAGACAUCGGCUACUUCGAGGGCUUCCUGGAGGGUGUUGGCAUCCGCGAGGGCGGCAUCCUCACCGACAGCUUCGGCCGCAUCAAGCGCAGCAUGAGCUCGGCGUCUGCGUCUGCAGUGCGCAGCUACGACGGCGCAGCUCAGCGGCCCGAGGUGCAGGCCUUUCACAGGCUGCUGGCCGACAUCACACACGACAUCGAGGCCCUGGCCCCUGACGACGACGAAAGCACAGACCUGGAUGCCCAGGAAUCCCCGAGUGGGGGCGACACAGCAGAGGACAACUAUCUAUAGCCUGUGGCCACUGCCAUGUGGACAGCGGGGAACGGACGCGGCCCUGCCACCCUGCUUGGAGUCCCACUUACUCUUGCAUAUGGGACCCCAUGCCUAGAACCCCCUCCUCACCUCCUUUGCCUGAGUCUCAGUCUCUGCCCUUUGGGGCUCCGGUCCUUGCAGUACCGAGAAUGUCCUGCAGGUGGGGGAGUACCCUAAAAUUCUGCGCCGUUUUCCCUGGGGUUCUGUGGGCCUUUCUGCCAGCUUCCUGGCUGGUCUGCAGUGGACCUGUUUUGUUCCUCUAGCCCAUAGGACUCAGCCAAGGGAGCGAUGAAGAGUGGGCUCCACCUGCUGGCAUACUGAGAAAAGACUUCCCAAAGCCUGGAGACCUCUUUCUUCUGACAGUCGAAUAAACUGGCAUUCUCUUGAUUCUCCUUGGUAUUACCUCAUAUUCACUGUACGAAGUGUGUGAGGGGGUUCUUUCUAGGGGAGGGGGCUUUUUAAAGUUAUAAGUGGCAGAGUCUCAGCUGACUCAGAUGUGGGUGAUCUUGAUCCCCAGACGCUGAACAAGUUGUCUUUCCCAGGAGAUCACCCCUUCCUACCUUACAGGCUGGAGGUUAAUGAAGGCCAGGACCUGAGUGCUAGUCCUAAUACAUGACAGGUGCUCAAGAAAUGCU